GGCGCGGAGCGGAAUCGGAGCGGAAUCGGAGCGGAAUCGGAGCGGGGGGGAGAUGGUGCGGAAGCUGAAGUACCACGAGCAGAAGCUGCUGCGGCGGCUGGAGCUGGUGAGCUGGGAGGCGGCGGCGGGGAGCUUGGCCGAGGUGAAGGCGCUGCGGCGUUACCGGCUGGGCCGGCGGGAGGAUUACGCGCAGUACAAAGCGCUGGCCCGCGCCAUCCGCGCCUUGGCCCGCCGCCUCCGCGACCUGGGGCCGGGCAGCGCCGCUUUCCGCGCCCGCUGCGCCGCCGCGCUGCUGGAGAAGCUGUACGGGCUGGGGCUGGUGGGCAGCCGGGGGUCGCUGGCCGCCUGCGAGAGCCUCUCGGCCGCCGCCUUCUGCCGCCGGCGCCUGCCCUGCUUGCUGGUGAAGCUGCGGAUGGCCCAGAACCUCCGCCACGCCGUCACCUUCGUGGAGCAGGGCCACGUCCGCGUGGGGCCCGAGGUGGUGACCGACCCGGCUCUCCUCGUCCCCCGCGCCGUGGAGGACUUCAUCACCUGGGUGGACGCUUCUCGCCUCCGGCAGAAGGUGCUCGACUACAACCAGGAGCGCGACGACUUCGACCUGGCCGCCUGAGGGUGCGCUGCCCGCCCCCCCUCGGGACACGCGUGGGAACAGGCGCGCGCCCCCAAACCCCCCCCCCGCGGUGCCGCCCGUCGGGUGUUCACACCCCACCAGCCACACCUGAGUGGGGAGCGAGGAGGGAGCGGUGCUCGCUUCCAGGGACGUGCUGCCACGUUCUUCCACGCGGAGAUGCUGCCCUUCCUCAUCCAUCGCUCCCAGAAAACAUCCGAGAGCCCAGCUCCGUCCUGCUUGCGUCCCGUAAAGCCAAA
Messenger RNA from Tyto alba (common barn owl), 867 nucleotides. RefSeq names its product IMP U3 small nucleolar ribonucleoprotein 3 (gene IMP3). The coding region runs from base 53 to 610 and encodes 185 amino acids. The transcript has a single exon. Gene Ontology annotation, cellular component: small ribosomal subunit; small-subunit processome; Mpp10 complex. Lineage: Eukaryota; Metazoa; Chordata; Aves; Strigiformes; Tytonidae. The record is from RefSeq and is a predicted model, not a curated record. Gene Ontology annotation, molecular function: rRNA binding; snoRNA binding; structural constituent of ribosome. Gene Ontology annotation, biological process: rRNA processing.